Molecule: messenger RNA, 444 nt
Organism: Morchella sextelata
Lineage: Eukaryota; Fungi; Ascomycota; Pezizomycetes; Pezizales; Morchellaceae
Exons: 4
Coding region: 1-444 (147 amino acids)
Biological process (GO): translation
Cellular component (GO): cytosolic large ribosomal subunit; ribosome
Molecular function (GO): structural constituent of ribosome
Source: RefSeq, a predicted model, not a curated record
AUGCCAACCGUCGCCAUUCAGCUCGAAGCAAUUUGGAGAUUUUGGAUAGAGGAUGAGCUGGGAACGAAGCUCCGGACACAGCAAACCAGCAUUCGCCACCACCGGACAUAUAUGAUGGAAAUAAGAGUCAACGUCCCCAAGACCCGUAAGACCUACUGCAAGGGCAAGUCCUGCAAGAAGCACACCCAGCACAAGGUCACCCAGUACAAAGCCGGAAAGGCCUCUUUGUUCGCCCAGGGAAAGCGUCGUUAUGACCGUAAGCAGUCCGGUUACGGAGGUCAGACUAAGCCCGUCUUCCACAAGAAGGCGAAGACCACCAAGAAGGUCGUGUUGAGACUGGAGUGCACUGUCUGCAAGACCAAGGCCCAGCUUGCCCUGAAAAGAUGCAAGCACUUCGAGCUUGGUGGUGACAAGAAGACCAAGGGUGCCGCUCUUGUCUUUUAA